UGGUUCCUUUUAUUAUCGGCAACAUACAAAAAUUUCAUAAUAACGCCCUCACUGGCUCACCAGAAGGUUUUGCUAGGGCUUAUCAAGCUAUGAUUAAUAGUUCGGCAACUGUCAAAAAUUUUAUGGAAUUAAUAACCCAAACCAAUUUUA
This is a messenger RNA of Racocetra persica, 150 nucleotides long. NCBI's taxonomy places the organism in Eukaryota, Fungi, Glomeromycota, Glomeromycetes, Diversisporales, Gigasporaceae. The record is from the annotation of a GenBank genome assembly.